AUGCCCGUCAAAAUUAUCUACGAUCCCGAUAAUUCCUCGGGUCGGACGGUGAACAAGAAUUACUCGAACCGGAGUCUCGUUAAUGGGAAGGUGAUAAACGUCAAGGUGCCUACUCCAGAUGACUACAAGAAAUCGGCGGCUCCGCAAAAGUCCAGCAAACGCAUGAACUUCAACCCCAAUGUCCCGCGAAAUCUCACACCGAAGGGCUACACCAAAAUGCAACUCAUGAUGAGUAUUGCUCAGAAGAAGUACGACAACAUCGUGAGAAAACUCAAGGGAACCAACUCCCUCUACGAGGAUCCGGAGUUCCCGCUUAACUCCGUCAUUGGAAACAUUGGGAAGCUGCCUAAAAUUGAGUGGAAGCGUCCGAAGGAAAUCAAUCCUAGGGCUGACUUUAUUGUGGACGGAUUCGACAGAAGUGACGUGGAACAGGGUCAAAUUGGUGACUGUUGGCUUCUGGCUGUGAUAUCGUCGAUGGCCGACAUUCCGGACCUUUUUAAUCACAUUGUGCCUAAGAACCAGUCCAUCCAAUCGGAUGACUACGUUGGUGUCUUUCGGUUCCACUUCUGGCAGUUCGGCCAAUGGGUGGAGGUGUUGGUGGAUGAUCGUUUACCGGUGAUUGCCGGCACCAAUCGACUGAUCUUCAUGCACUCCGACGAAAGCAACGAGUUCUGGUCCGCACUCAUCGAGAAGGCAUACGCCAAACUGAACGGUAGCUAUGCUAACCUAUCAGGCGGGACUCAGGGUGAGGCAAUGGAGGAUUUGACCGGAGGUCUCAGUGAGUCAAUCGAUCUGACGAAAAUAUCCGAGGAGGUAUUGGUCCACGAUCUCUACAAAUACCAGCAGCGCUGCUGUCUCAUGGGCUGCUCAGUAACUGUAAGUCAGUCACCCUCACUUCCUAUUAGUCAAUUCCGUCUUUCAAAAGAAAUCGAAGCCAAACUGCAAAACGGUUUGAUAGCGGGACACGCGUAUAGUGUGACGGGAGUCGAGCAUGUUACGUAUCAGGGGAAACAGGUGAACCUGGUGCGCGUUCGUAACCCCUGGGGUAACAAUUACGAGUGGAAAGGCAAGUGGGCCGACAACGCCCCAGAAUGGAAAUUGGUGAGCCCGGAGGACAAGAAGCGGCUCGACGUCACCUUCGGUGGCGAUGGAGAAUUCUGGAUGUCGGUAGAGGACUUCAUGACGAAUUUCACCAAACUGGAAGUGUGCCACUUGGGUCAUGGUGCUCUGGAAAGUGACAUGACAGUGCGUGGAAAGAAACGUCUAGAGGAAACCUUCUUCUCCGGCGAGUGGACCAAAAACGUCAACGCUGGUGGUUGUGCAAAUUUCAGAGACACUUUUUGGACAAAUCCUCAAUUCAAAAUAACCGUCACUGAUCCCGAUCCUACUGACAAUGAUGACACAGCGACGCUCAUUAUUGGUCUGAUGCAAACGAACAUGCGGAGGAAGGCUGGGGCUCGAUUCCUCACAAUUGGAUUUUGCGUUUAUCAGAUUCCGCCAGACACUGAAGGCCUCAUGAAGCGCAACUUCUUUAACAUGAACCGUCCAAUCUCAAUUUCGGAGUUCACGAAUACUCGUGAGGUUGUCGUUAAGCUGAAGGUCAAACCUGGAUGCUACCUGAUCGUGCCUAGUACCUUCAAUCCAAACGAGGAGGCCCAAUUCAUUAUUCGUGCUUUCACUGAAACCAUUGUCAAGGAAUCUGAAUGUGACGACAAGAACUCCUUCAAAGGCCUUUCCGAGGAAAUGCUGAAGGCCAUCAAGGAGGCUGAGAAAACGAAGAACGAGGACGACUUCGUGGACAGUCUUUUCAAUUCAUACAAGGACCCAGUAACGAAGUCCAUCAAUGCGGAACAACUUCGUGAUAUCUUGAAUAAGUCGACGCUAAAAGCUAGCUGCACCGACCCCAAUGGUUUCACCUUGGAGACAACACGCAGUAUGCUUGCAUCAAUGGAUGAUGUCUUUUGUCAACGCGACAAGGACAAGAGCAAAAAUUUCAACGUUACCGAACUGCGUGAGGCGUUGAUGGAUGCAGGUUUCAAUCUGUCCGGUAUGGUGUUCACGGUUGUGGUUCAACGAUUCGUCACCCAAAAGAUAAACGCCGUCACCUUUGAAGAUUGGAUUCUUUGCUGUGUUCGUUUGAAGAAUUGUUUUGAAAAUAUGAAGGCACAGUUCAAGACCAACGAUGGGCAUCUGAUAUUCACCGAGAGUGAUUUCCUUCGGCUCACUCUGAAUCAGUAG
Molecule: messenger RNA, 2238 nt
Organism: Mesocestoides corti
Lineage: Eukaryota; Metazoa; Platyhelminthes; Cestoda; Cyclophyllidea; Mesocestoididae
Source: the annotation of a GenBank genome assembly